Molecule: messenger RNA, 7648 nt
Organism: Coturnix japonica (Japanese quail)
Lineage: Eukaryota; Metazoa; Chordata; Aves; Galliformes; Phasianidae
Product: KIAA0408 ortholog
Source: RefSeq, a predicted model, not a curated record
AAGAUAAGACGUGCGAGAGACAUAAUUUCUGUAAUAGCCACUGCUGUAAAAACACUGAAGACUACUUGUUUGCCAAAACCAAAACAAACACCCAAAAAUGUGAAAAAUACAAAAAAAAAAAAAAAGAAAAAAAAAGAAAAAAAAAAGAAUCAUCCAGUUGAAUAGGAAACCUGCUCACCGUAGUGUUCCAGAUCAAGAUUCGCAGGACUGGAUCUCAGCUAGCUAUGCAUUUCCUUGCUUUCACUGCUGUUUAGAAAUGGAUUGAAAAACUUCUCAAGGAUUUUUUAUUCCAUGAAAGGAAACAUUCAGAGAAGAAAGAAAAAGGCAGAGCUGUCUUGUUGCUGUUAAACAGACUACAACCAUGGACCUACGUAAACAACUGGAGAACACUGAGAGGAACUGGAACAAAGAGAAGAUGGAACUGCUGGAAAAAUUUGACAAUGAGAGGAAAGAAUGGGAAUGUCAAUGGAAAGUUAUGCAGAAGAAAAUUGAAGAGCUUUACCAGGAGGUAAAACUUCGAAGGGAGAACAAUAUGAAUGUCCAUGACAAUAGGGCUAUUCAGAGCAAGAUGCUGCAGCUGUCCAUGCAUUCUCCUGCUUCAGAAAAGUGUGAAACAGUGGAGCUGAACUAUCAACACAAUGUAGUAAAUGAUGGGAUGGAAAGGGGGAUUUUGCUGAGUAAAACAGAACCUGAAUGCAAAGAAAUCAAAACCAAGAGAAAAAACGAUACUCUGUUAAUGGACAAUCUGGCCUUUGAGAACCACGAGGAACUUGAAGACAGCCUCAGCAUCAAAACUUCCAAGAAAAAUGCCAAGAGUUAUAUUGGUGAUCUCAAUGUAGCUCUUAAAGAACUUGCCAGAGUUAGUGAAGAAUUAUGCAGCUAUCAAGAGGAAAUUCGGAAGAAGUCCAACCACAGAAGAAUGAAAUCAGUUCCUUUCUUGGGGAAGUUUGAAGAAACCCAAAACACAGUUAUUCUGCCUGAGAUGAACAAUCUGUCCAACAAUGAAUCGCAGUCUUCAGUUGCACUUGAAAAAGAAGAGCAUAAUAAUAGGAAGAAUCUGAUGAGCUCCACCAAGGUUUUGAAGGAUAUGUCUUACAGUAGUCUUACUGGCAACGGAGGAGAAGUUUUCAGACCUUGUCAACAGAAAGAAGCUCCACCAGUUCCUCCACGAAGUACUUCUCGGCACUUAACAAGCUCGCUUUCCACAGUUGUGCAGCUUCCUGAAGCACCAAUGAGAGAUCCAGGCAUCAAAAGCAAUUGCAAGUUUCAGGACUCUAGGAGUGGAAGGAAACUGACAAAUCCUUCAUCUGUAAAACAAAAUGAAACUAAAAUGGCCUGUGCAAAUGAGAAGCAGACUGGGAAAGGUCCUGUAAUAGUAACUGCUGCAAUACCUGUAACCAAAAAUGAGUGCGUUGCACCAAGUUUCUGCCACAACACAUGGGCAUAUGAUGUUGGAAAAGACAGUAAAAAUGAGCCUUCCCCACUGUCAGCCCAGAAGAGUUGUUCAGAUGGAAAUAUGGCCCAUAGUAACAGAAUGCACCAGAAACAAAGUUCCAAGUCUCACUUCAGUCCUUAUUACUGCAAUGACUUUUAUGCCGCUGCUGCCCUGCACAUUGAUCUUUUGGGAGACUCCAGUUGUGCUUUGGGAAAGGCUCAGAGAAAUGAAACUUUAGCAGCGAAGAUUGAUGAGUUUAACCGGACUGUAUUUCACACAGAUAAACGUAACACUACUUUGCAAGAAAACCAGGUGACUCGGACAGCAUUAGAAGAUCACAAACCCUGCAGCCCACCGUGUGACUCUGCUAUUAGCAGGACAGAAACUGUAGAUUCAUCUUGUGUUUCAAAUCCCAAACUUUCUGCAGCAAAAGAACAAGAAACUAGCAACCCUAGCAAAGUUGUCAGAACAGGAGGGCAACAAAAGCAAAUAAAUGGACUUCCAAAUACCAGUGGUUACAGGCACAUGCUUCAUGAGCAUGACUGGAGACCGAGUAAUCUAUCCGGUCGCCCGCGUUCGGCUGACUCAAGAUCAAACUAUGGUGUUGUUGAAAAGCUUUUGAAAAACUAUGAAAAAUCUGCAGUGAUUUCUCCAUGUAAUGCAAAAUACUGCAAAGAUAAGUGGACACGGGCAAACUCUGAAUCCACUGAUGGAGGUUGUGAGACACGGAAUCAGUAUUUAGAAAUGCUUCCGUCUGAGCAAGGAAAGCAAGAAUUUCUGAGGAAUUCAGGCAGGCAUAUUGGGCAGCAACUGAAGCAAGGAAGGGAGAGACAGAAGUUACCAGAGAUAUCUGUGCCAGCUAAAUGUUCAAAUGGGAAGGGUUUCUCACGGCCAGCCCGACCAGCAAAUAGACGCCUGCCUUCCAGAUGGGCAUCCAGAUCACCAUCAGCACCUCCAGCUGUGAGAAGGACAGCAUACAACUGCUCUGUUUCCUUUCGGUCAGAGACCUCAGUAGUUUGAACCCAGAAACGGGUCGGAUGGUGUUGUGAAAGCUCUGCACCUCAUUUUAACUCUGUUCAGUAUGUGUGGUAGCAACCAGAUCUACACCGUCCUAUCUUGUUCAAGAACGACUCCAUCACAUGCUGGACGAAAUGGUUUGAAUCUUAGGUCAUCAUCAUGGUCUUCAGUGUUUUUAUUGAGAGGAAACAAUGAUACCCCUGGUUUUCUCCUUUUCUUUCUUUCUUUUGUUUUUUGGUACUAGCUCACAGAGAAUUUAUUUUGAGUGGCAUCUGUCUUAAUUUGCCAAUCAAUUUUGAGUUGAAACAAUGUAUAGUGCUGUAUAUUCUGACUCUUCUGCAAACAGCAGAACAUAAAGCUGUAUGCAUGAUCAUGUGUUUGUAGGUGCAUGUGUUGGACUAGGAAGUAUACAGGUCUGUAUUUAGAAGAGACAAACUGUGCUAGCGUUGACAUUGAAAUUACAACAAUAUGCCAACAUAUAUAUAUAUAUUUACUUUGUGUUUAUUUUAAAAAUUUUGAAAUAUACAGUCCUGAUGACAUUUAUAUUUUGUAUAUCUUUUACAUAGGUUCACAGGUGUAGUAUUUAAUGUACAAAAUCUAAAUAUGCAUUUUUGUGACUCUAAUUGCAGCGAUUAUGCCUUGCACAAUAUGUAUCUGAAGCAGACUAGCUCGACUGAUUUGUCAGUCAUGCUUCAUGGCAUCCUUGUUCAGUUUCCUAAUCCUUAUAAUACUAGGUCAAAAUACCUAAACAUAUUUUUUCUGAAUUAAAAUAUUAUAUGAUUUGUAGUACAUUAGCCUUUUUCAACACCAGAAACAUUCCUGAAAUGUUCUGAUCUCUUUAAAAGUCUUUAAGCGUGCCAUUAUAUAUAUAGCAUACUGUAAACAGUUCAGCACUUCCAACCAGUGUAACAUACAAUUUAUGAAGGGAAAAAAAGGGUUGAAUGUGCUCAAUUCUGUAAAACUUAUUUUUCCUUCUAGCAUUAUAUUUUGAGGUUUGGCAAAGUCAGAGAACAAUGGACUUGUUUACUUUCACUCAAGGCAGGAGAACAAGGACUGUUGAUCCCAGUGCUACAGACGCAUGCCUUUUUUACUCUCCUCCUAGACUAGAGUGCCUGAGCCGCUUGCUAGCAGCAUGCUGCUCCUUGACUGACUUCUGACAGUCAGUAAUGAAGUUUACUUGCAUUCUAGCAACACCUGCAUCUAGUAUGGAAGUACUGUAUAGAGAUCUCAUCACAGUAGUGCCAGAAAUCCUCGACAAGUGGUAUCGGAAGUGUUAUUGCCAUCGCCUGACUCAGUAUUUUGGGCCAUCACAAUGAUGUAUACAGAGCCUGGCUUGUUCCUCCCCACAGUGUGAAAGAAGUACGGAUACUGACCAGACUCUUGCUGAAAAGAUGAAGUCCUACAUCCUGGAAUUUUCUGCACCCUCUCCUAGGCUGUUGCUGGAUGCGCAGGGUAGUAAUGAUGAUAAAUGGUACCUUUAAACAGCAUGUCUAGGUUAAAAGGAGUAAAGAGGCCCUUCUUCAACAUUAGCCUAAUCUUGUCUUGCAAGUUUUUUUCUUCUUCUGGAGAAACAGUGUGUUCAAAGGAGUUUCAAAAAUCAUCCCAAGCUCCAUUAACAUGUGCGUCUUCAUAUGUGAAUGUAAAAAGGAAUUCAGAGAGAGUGUAGGCUUUUGUCCUAGUGAAUUGUAUGUUUGGCAAUAUAUGGAAAAUUAGUUGUGCUUAAUUUGUUAGUGAUAUGUUGUCUUAUCCCAGUCAUGCUGAGAACCCUCACCUUUUUUCUUCUUUUUAGGGCCUAUUCUUCUUUACGCAACUACUUUUUUGCAGAGUAAAAACGCAGCCAGCCAUAUGUUCCGAGCAAUGUACCCACUAUUGUAGGAUCAAUAACUCUUCAGGCAUGCCAGUGUUGGAUUGAGCAGGCAGUAGUGUCAUACAUCCAAAAUUACAUGAAGAAUCAUGGCUGCCUGCAUGGCAAAAACAUGCUCAGACUAAUUUGGCCCGUCUUAACUUUCUGGCACUUUAUGUGUGUUAGUAUAUAUAUAUGAAGACUUCAAACAGAUCAACAAUUAAUGAAAAACAGUUCAGAUUUUAUUACAAAGUUAUUACUAGAAAAGACAGAAGACAUUGAAGAAAAUUCAUACAAUUUGGACAGAGAUAAAAAAAAACAAUGUUUGAGUGAAAAAUGAAGAGUAAUAUCAAUUUGUCUCUUUGCCCUAAUUUAGAAAUUUCACUCCAUUAAAGUCCUUAGAACUAGAAAGAUUACAGAUGAUUUACAGUGAAUUUGAAACAUUAUUUAAGAUUCUUCUAACUAUGAAAACUAGCAUACCAAAAUACCUUAAAUUGACCAUUUAAAUGCCUAAGUAGUCAGGCAACUUUAAAUGUGUGUAGCUGACAAAAUGGUGAUAUGAGAGAAUGGUAAAAUUAUGGUCCUUAAUUUCAGUCAAUACUGACUGCAGUCAAGCUUAUUUCAAUUACCUUCAUGGUAAUGUUAUGCAUCUUUGUUUUGAAAAAUGGUGGUACAGUUUUGUUUCAAGAACAUAACAGUACAGAACAGUUUCCCUCAGUUAGUCAAUGGAUGUGUUUCUUUUGCACACUUAACUUUCUUUGAUCGCUUUUAACAUAAUCACAUUGUUGAAUAACAGAGAAAGGAUCAAAUACCUACAACAUUCCCUUAUGUAUGUAAGUUUAAUGAACGGAAGAUUUUUGAAAUAAACUAAUAGGUCAAGGACAACUUCAUUUUGUCAACUUUUUCUGUGUCCACCUAAUUACAGACAUAGGUUCUGAUGCCUGAAAGUAUCAAAACUGGUGGUUUUUGUCUGUAGGUGGUUUGCUGGAUAUACUGAUUUUAGAAACUUGCCACUGUGGCUGUUUAAAUAUUCUCUUCAGCCAUACCCAUGACAGGGCCUACGUACUGUGGCAAGUUUUUAUUUUGCUCCCAGAGCAGUGAUUACUAAACCAUAGCACUGUCUUUAUUGCAUGUGUUUGCUGUAGGAAGAAGGUCCCCCAUAUGAUCUCUUAGAAACUCUCAGGCAAGGGAGGAUCUAUGUCUUCACACAGGCACACUCAAAAAAGAACUAUUGAUGUAAGCAUUGACCUUCCUUUAAUACUGGUGUCACCUAUGGAAGCUGAUAGUUUUCCAAGUUAUUUUUUAAAAUAAUAUUUUGUUAUUUUUCCAUAUGCCAUUUGUAUGCCAUCUACCUGGGUAAGUGGCGGAGUCACUGGCCCUGGAGGUGUUCAAGAGAUAUGUGAAUGUGGCACUGAAAUACAUGGUUAGUGGGCAUGGUGGUGAUUGGCUGAUGAUUGGACUAGAUGACCUUUUCUAACUUUAAUAACACUUAUGAUUUUAUGGUAAAGUCUUAAUGCAGAUAGAGGUUGUUCUUACCUGUGCUCUGAACGAGUAUAGACUCUUGCUACAGCAUGGUUGUGGAUGUUAAUGCUGAAUGCAGCAAGAAAUUUUCAAAGUGUAAAAACCUUAAAUGGAGUAAUAGAAAGGAUGGUUGAAUCAACAACCUCACACACAAAAAGUCAGCUGCCCACUGACAUAUUUACAAGCUGUCAGAGCUAGGGGAUAUCACUAGGAAUUAGCUGGCUGGUGCUUAGCUGAUGGAAGGGAUUGUUCUCCACUAUACUUGGAGAUGGAGCCAUUAUCUUUCUUUAAACUCUUAGGGAGGAACAUGGAGGGGCAGAGACACUGACUUAGUUGGACCAUGCCUACAAAUACAGAACAGCAGUAUUUUGAGCACCCCCAGUGCUCACAAACUGGGUUGGCUCAUGGCUUCUGAUAGAGACAGAAAGAGUAGAGGGAAAAAAAAAUGUGCUUUUAAGUUUCUGUACAUCAUUCCUAAAUGUUUCAUCUUUACAGUGUUAGUGAUAGACUUUUAUGUACCUUAAGAUGUUGCUGAGGGAUGAAUUUUGCAUGUUCUCCAUCAACAAUACAAUUAUCUUUGACUAUAAUACAUACGGUAAAGGAGUUAGCUGUUAGAUAUCAAGAAGAACUGGCAAUCAGUGUAAUGUGAUUUUCCAGAGCAUUCAGAGCACCAGUUUAUUUCUGCAGUUGUGGGAUUGUUUUUUUUUUAAGCAUUUGUUUCUGUAAGUAGGGAUUUUGUAUCCAAUGGCUCAACUGCAGCUCAGCAGGCAGGCCAUUUCCCUUGGAGUUUUGUUAUUUCUGGACCAAGCCUAAAUUUCCUAGCAUGCAAGAACUUACUCAAUUCUCACACUGUUGCUAUGCAAAGAAUUCCUUUAGCUUUCAGAUAUAUAAUAUACAGCUCUUGCUGUUACACUGCUGAUAUUCUCUAUUGAACAAAUCUGUUGUAGUCUCUUUGAUUGUUUAAAUGCUCUUUAAACUGUAGGGCAGAAUGCAUUUGCUCUCAGUGCACUAAGUCAGUGCCCCUUUGGCCUUUCCAUUCCUCCUUGAUCCCAGUGAAUGUAUAUUUUAAGGUUAUUUAGUGACAUUACUGUUUAUGUAUAUGCCAUACCAUAAGACUUUCUACUUGUACUGACAUCAAAAUAUUUUGGGACAGCCUAUUCUUAAAAAUACUGGUAUUAUUAUUGCCAUUCAGAAACAUAUUACAUCUUAAUCUAUUGUUUUGUAUCACUGAGAAUACAUUUUUUUCAUCAGCUGUUAAUGGUAUAUUAUAUAAAACUUGUUGCUCUCGCUUUUUGAAAUGAGGUUUGAUGUGCUUUGCCCCUAACCCUAAUCCACACUCUUUUUCUGUUUUGCAUAGUACUUGUGUCAGCAAAGGUGUAUUCCUGAUGUAUGUGGUUCAUCCUGUUAUUGUGUGGCUGUGGAAGCUCAUAACUAAGGGUGCUUUGCUAGCUGUGUUACUCUAUAAAGUCAGCUGUAUCAAAUUUUCCCUGGGGUAGGAGAGCUUGAACCCUCAAUGAGGAGAAAGUGAAGUGUGCAAAUAAAAGUCAGAAGGAAAACAGAUCAACUGAAUAGGAGAGUGUAACACUUGUUAAUGCUGUGGCUAGUUCUUUGCCUCUAAUGGAAGAUCCAUAUGUUCUGCCUAUUUCAUAUCUCCUGAAACCUCCGCUGAUGUGUUCUCUUUUCUCAAUCAGCACCUUUGUAUGUACCCUCCUCCCAUUCUGUGAACUCAUAGUAGCAACAAUACUGAAUACAUACUGAAAUGUAUGUUAAAUUGACACCAAUCAUUUCUCUUUCCAUAUUUGAUGGUAUGGUAAUUAUAGAAGUAUUUUAAA